AUGUUGGCAGCCAUCUUCUUUGCAGCUUUGGUGGCUGUCGGCUCCACGCAAUCGACAGAUAACAAAUUCCCGAAUGGCUUCUUUAUGGGAUGUGCAACGGCUUCCUACCAGAUAGAGGGAGCGUGGAACGAAGAUGGCAAGGGAGAGAAUAUCUGGGACCACAUGUUUCACGAGCAUCCGGAAUACGGAACAAACGGCGACAAUGGGGACGUGGCCUGUGAUUCUUACCACAAGUACAAGGAGGAUGUGCAGAUGCUGAAGGCUCUAAAUGUGGACGUGUACCGCUUCUCUAUCUCCUGGCCUCGCAUCUUGCCGACUGGAGAUGUGGACAUUAUCAACCAGCCGGGCAUCGACUACUACAAUAACCUCAUCAACGAACUCCUCGACAACGGCAUCCAACCCAUGGUGACAAUGUACCACUGGGAUCUGCCACAAGCGCUGCAGUACAUUGGCGGCUGGACCAACGGCCUGAUGGCAGACUACUUCGUGGAGUACGCCAGGGUGCUGUUUGACAAUUUCGGCGACAGGGUGAAGUGGUGGAUCACUUUCAACGAGCCGGAGGCGUUCGUGCGGGGCUACGCGAACGAAGGCUGGGCGCCCUCGCAACCUGCGCCUGGCAUCGGCGACUACCUGGCGGCGCACACCCUGCUCAAGGCGCACGGGCGCGUCUAUCGGCUGUACGACCAGCAGUACAGGGCAGCGCAGAACGGCAGUGUUGGAAUUACAUUGAAUAUCCAAGGAAGCGAGCCGCUUACGAAUUCGACAGAAGACAUUGAAGCUGCCGAGAGAUACCAGCAAUUUGAGGCAGGACUCUACGCUCAUCCCAUCUUCAGUCAAGAGGGCGACUACCCGGCAGUGAUGCGUGAGAGAGUAGAUGCGAACAGUGAGGAGGAGGGCCGACCUCGUUCGAGGUUGCCGAGUUUCACGCAGGAGGAAGUAGAAUACAUCAGAGGAUCUGCCGACUUCUUCGGGCUGAAUCACUACAGAACGUACUACAUUAUGAAUGGAGCGAACGCCACCUCGCCCUCGAGAGCCCACGACUCGGGCACAACUGCCGUCAGUAGUGGCUUUUAUUCUUGGGGCUUCCGGAAUUUACUGAACUGGAUUGUGAACGAAUAUCCCGGCUAUCGUAUUAUUGUGACUGAAAACGGAAUCGGAAACACCGGUGGACUAAAUGACACAGAUAGGAUACAAUAUUACACGGAUUAUCUAACAGCUCUCCUGCAAGCCGUGAAUAUUGAUGGAGUGCCAGUAAUUGGUUACACUGCAUGGAGUCUCAUGGACAACCUAGAAUGGACAUCCGGAUUCACGAAGAAAUUCGGAUUGUACGAGGUGGACUUCAACAGUCCAAACCGAACGAGAACUCCGAAGGAUUCGGCGACAUUCAUGGCGGAUAUCUUUCUUAGCAAACAGGUGCCUGAACUGAGCUGA
Molecule: messenger RNA, 1431 nt
Organism: Schistocerca piceifrons (Central American locust)
Lineage: Eukaryota; Metazoa; Arthropoda; Insecta; Orthoptera; Acrididae
Product: myrosinase 1-like
Exons: 11
Coding region: 1-1431 (476 amino acids)
Biological process (GO): carbohydrate metabolic process
Molecular function (GO): beta-glucosidase activity
Source: RefSeq, a predicted model, not a curated record